CUCCGCCCCUUCUUUCCUUUGCCGCCAUGUCCGCGAACCCGAGUGACUCGCAUCCCGUCGGGUCGGCGCCCGUCGGCACCGCCAGCGCCUCGUCUCUUCUCCAGGACCACAUGAGUGACAUCUUCCUCCUGUGUCUGGUGGCGGCCAUUGUCUUUGGCUAUUUCUACCAGAAGCGCAUGAUGGAGCGCAAGAAGGACCGCUCCCCGCCGUCCAGCAAGGCCGCCCCGGUGGUGACCACCCCGGUUCCCACCUGCACCAAGAACCUGAUGUCCAAGAUGCGCGAGUCGAACAAGAACGUCGCCAUCUUCUUUGGCUCUCAGACCGGCACGGCCGAGGAUUACGCCAACCGCAUCGCGCGCGAGGCCAAGCAGUAUGGCUUUGAGCCGGCCGUCAUCGACAUCGAGACCUAUGAUCUUACCGACCUUGCCGAGUUCACCAAGGAUAUGCUGGUCUUCUUUGUGGUGGCCACCUAUGGCGAGGGCGAGCCGACCGACAACGCCCAGGACGCUUACACCACCUUCUCCGAGGACGACCUGGAGCCUGGGCUCAUGAGCAACCUGAACUUCGUGGUCUUCGGCCUCGGCAACAAGACCUACGAGCAGUACAAUGUCAUGGGCCAGUUCUGGGACCGGCGCCUGGAGGAGCUCGGUGGCCACCGUGUCUUCACCCUGGGUCUGGGUGAUGAUGAUGGCAACCUCGAGGAGGACUUCAUCUCCUGGAAGGACGAGAUGUGGCCGGCGGUGUGCUCGCACUUCGGCAAGGAUGCGCUGGCCGCGUCCGGUGCCCUGGUCCGGGAGUUCCGCGUGGUGGAGAAGACCGAGGAGGAGGUCCCCCUCUCGCGGCUGUUCUCCGGCGAGAUCGGCCCGCGCCUGGUUCCCCCUGCCCAGCAGACUCGCCCGCCCUACGACAUCAAGAAUCCCUUCUAUGCGGAUGUCGUUGUGCACCGUGAGCUCAUGCCGACCGGCCACAACCGCCGUGCCAUGCACAUCGAGGUCAACCUCAAGGGGAUUUCCGCUCUGCCCUACUCCACCGGUGACCACAUCGGUGUCUUCGCCCCCAACUCCGCGCUUGAGGUCGAGCGUCUGGCUGCUGCUCUGGGCAUUGCCAAUCUCGAUACCAUCAUCAGCAUUGUUCCGGCCGACCCCUCCUCUCCCAAGCAGUCUCCCUUCCCCUGCCCGACUACCUACCGCACGGCCUUCACCCACUACCUGGACAUUGUGACCCCCCCGCGCACGCACAUCAUCCAGGCCCUGGUUCAGUCGGCUCCCGAGGGGUCCCCCUCGCGUGGGCACCUCCAGGCCCUCCUCUCGCCCGAGAGCAAGGAGGAGCUCAACCGCUAUCUGAAUGUGGACUACCGGUCGCUGGCCGACAUUCUCCUGCAGUACCCGGACAUUCGGCCGCCGGUGGACCUGAUCCUGGAACUGCUGCCCCGUCUGCAGUGCCGUUACUACUCGAUCGCCACCUCGAGCCGGGUCAGCCCGGAUACCGUGGCCAUUUGCGCCUCUCUGACGGAGUUCACCACCAACACCGGGCGCCAGGUGACCGGUGUGGCCACCGGCAUGUUUGCCAACAUCAAGCCCGCCUUCGAGGCUGCGGUGGCCGCUGGCGAUCCCGCCUCGGUGGCCUUCCCCACCAUGCCGGUUUUCAUUCGGAGCUCCUCCUUCAAGCUGCCGGCUCUCUCCACCCGUCCGGUUCUGAUGAUUGGCCCUGGCACCGGUGUGGCUCCCUUCCGUGGGUUUGUCCAGGAGCGCCUGUACCAGCGUGACAAUCUCAAUCGCGAGGUCGGCGAUACGGUUCUCUUCUUUGGCGCCCGUUUCCCGGAGGAGUUCCUCUAUGAGGAGGAGUUCCGCGCGGCCGAGGAGUCCGGCCUCCUGGAGCUGCAUGUCUGCUUCUCGCGCGUGCCCGGCACUCAGCGCAAGUAUGUGCAGCAUCUGCUGGAGGUCCACCGCGAGCGCGUGUGGGAUCUCAUCCAGCGCAAUGCCCUCAUCUAUGUGUGUGGCGAUGCCAAGAACAUGGCUCGCGAUGUCAACCGCAAGUUUGUCGACAUCGCCCGCGACCUCGGGGGCUUGACCGAGGAGGAUGCCGUGAACUUUGUCAAGAAGCUUCGCAGUGACGCCCGCUACUUCGAGGAUGUCUGGACCUAAAUGGGCAGGAGGGGGAUCGUCCUCCCCC
Messenger RNA from Fonticula alba, 2172 nucleotides. RefSeq lists its product as hypothetical. Gene Ontology annotation, molecular function: flavin adenine dinucleotide binding; FMN binding; NADPH-hemoprotein reductase activity. The record is from RefSeq and is a predicted model, not a curated record. Gene Ontology annotation, cellular component: cytosol. The transcript has 5 exons. Bases 27 to 2144 code for a protein of 705 amino acids. Lineage: Eukaryota; Rotosphaerida; Fonticulaceae.